AUGGUGACCAACAGCCCCAGAGUCCAGGCCAAACGCCGGGACUCAGCCGCGUCCGAGCAAGAUUUUUUUGAUAUUCCCGAUGAAUCAUGUCUGGCCGUGGUCAAACGCCAACUACGCCAUAUCCGAACCUGGAUCCUCUUCGCCGUCCUUGUCCUUUUCUUUCUCUGGAGCCGGCAUGAAGGAGCACAACCACCCCCGCAGACCAUUCCGCACAUCAAUUAUAACAAGGUCGACUGGUCGCGAUUUGCUUACACCCAGUAUGCCACCUCCUCGACCUAUCUCUGCAACGCCCUCAUGGUGUUCGAGGCCCUGCAUAGAUAUGGCAGUCGAGCAGACCGUGUGCUGUUUUACCCGGAGGAUUGGGAUCUGGUGGUGUCGGAUGAUGAGGACCGGACGAGUCAGUUGUUGAUGCUGGCCAAGGAGAAGUACAACGUGCGGGUGGUACCGGUUCCGAUGGAAGGGAUCAAGAAGCCCGACCAGGAAGGAUCCCAGGAGUCAUGGGAUAAGAGCAUCUCGAAAUUCUUCGCUUUCGCCGAGACCGCAUACGAUCGCAUCAUCCAACUCGAUUCUGACGUGACCCUCCUGCAAAACCUGGACGAGUUGUUUUUCUUGCCAUCUGCCCCGGUCGCGAUGCCCCGAGCAUACUGGCUCCUGCCCGAACGGCAGCUGUCCUCGCUGCUAAUCGUCCUCGAACCUUCGUUUACCGAAUAUUAUGCUCUGAAGGAUGCGGCCCUGGCCGCUGCGCAUGGCCAGCUCACGCUGAACACGAACUCGAACCGUUACGAUAUGGAGUUGUUGAACACUCGCUAUGCGGACUCGGCUUUGAUACUUCCUCACCGGCAGUACGGCCUAGUCACGAACGAGUUCCGCGCCAAGGACCACAAGCACUACCUGGGCAAUGACCGCGAGGAGUGGGACCCCGAACAGGCUUCAACUGAGGCAGCAUUCGUCCAUUUCUCUAAUGACUGGAAGCCGUGGGCGAUGUGGACGAUGGAUGAAUUGGCCGAUUUCCAGCCCCGCUGUAAGUUUUUCUCCGGAUCACCGCAGGAGAGCGGUUGCGAAAACCGUGCUGCGUGGAAGAACCUGUACGAUGAUUUCCGGAAACGACGCAAGGACAUAUGCCAGCUCCUGAGCUUCCCUGCCCAUAAUUGA
Molecule: messenger RNA, 1152 nt
Organism: Penicillium lagena
Lineage: Eukaryota; Fungi; Ascomycota; Eurotiomycetes; Eurotiales; Aspergillaceae
Exons: 3
Coding region: 1-1152 (383 amino acids)
Molecular function (GO): glycosyltransferase activity
Source: RefSeq, a predicted model, not a curated record